AAUAAAGACAGAAUUUGGUAAUAUUGAGAUUUUUAAAUAGCAUAAAAUAAGUUACCGUAUAAUGUAGAGAUUGCUAUGCUGUAUCAUAUUUAAAUGAGAUAUUAAUAAAAUUGUUAAAAUAAUUGACUUAUUGUUAAAUUACAGUUUCAAUUACCAGAAGGUGUUAUGCUUCCGACUUUGCAAAAGAGAGGCCGAGAAAAAUCUGUAUCUCAUGAUAACACGAGAGAAUCAACCACUCAGUUUAUGACAUAUGAAAUACGCAAGAAGAUUGUUGACAAUCUUGCUAACAAGAGCUCCGGACCGCGUGAUAUAACUUGCAUAUGGGACUAUGCCGGUCAGAUGACUUACUACAUUACACACCGGAUUUUUCUCACAGAUCGCUCGUCUUACGGAGUUGUAUUCAGUUUGUGUGAUGAUUUGGAAGAGUUUGCAAAACCAAGAAAUAUUCAUAAAGGACACUUCGAGAUGACUAAUCUCCAAAUGAUCAUAUUCUGGAUAAGGUCGAUUUACGAACACACCGUACUGCUACAUGGCACAGAUGAAAAACCAUUGAUUAUCGGAAAGAUAGCAUCACCACCAAUUAGUCUAAUUGGGACGCAUAAGGACCUACUACCAGGGAGUGAUGCUGAGAAGCAGGCACUGAUUGACGCCAAAUUCAGAAGGAUAUUUAAGGAAAUCGAAGACACACCAUUCGAGAGUCAUGUUGACCGCCAUAUGUAUGCAGUAGCCAACAAUGCAAAAAUGGAUGAAGGGAUUGAGCGAUUAAAAUCAAAUGUUGGUGCUUACAUGAAGGCAAUGGCAAAAACUGUUCCCCUCACUUGGGUGGACUUUCAAACUAAGGUACAAGAAGCUGGGAAGACAACAAUGCGCAUGUCCUUGAAUAAGGUCACUAAGAUUGCUGUGGAAUGUGGUAUUAAGGAAGAAAACCUAAUUUACGUCCUCAAUUACCUGAAUGAUCUUGGAGUCAUUCUGUACUCGCCCACUAACAAAAAGUUGGAGAACACAGUGAUUACUAACAUCCAUAUGCUGAUUGGUGUCUUCAUGAAAAUCAUCACAGAUGUAGAACCUGGUGAUGCUGACAAGGUUCCAGUGAUGGCGAAGUUUUGGCGUAAAUUAGAUAAAGAAGGGAUUCUUCCAGAACCGUUAGUGCGUUAUUUGUGGAAAAAUGAACUUACUGCCAGUGAAGAUGAGGAUGACGACGUCAUCUUUGAAGACUUCAUCGAGCUUAUGAAGGCAUUUGGACUUCUCUUUGAAAAGAAUGCAUCAGAAGAGGACGGUCGACUAUUUGUAGUCCCUUCUCGGAUGAAGACCAAGCCUGAUGAAAGAUUGGAGAUUAAGAAAGACGAUGAGAAAACAGUAUCCAUCUAUGUGACGCCUAAAGACUUUCUCCCCGACGCGGUCUACGAUAUCUUGGUCGUUAGAUUUGUGAACCUGAGUCAGGAUAGAGGUUGUUUUGAUGGUCCAAAGCUGCUGUUUCAGAAUAAAUCAGAAAUAGGAUUUGAUGAUAAUCAUUACCUGAGACUUGGACGGAUAUUCAUUGAUAGCAAGCAGUGUUUAAAGCUUGAAAUAUCCCGGAUGAAAGAACGAGAGGCAGACGGUGCAGACAAGCCAGCACGCAAGCCACAUCCCGACAUCUGUAAAGAGGUUUUGAAUGUUUUAAAGAAACACCUAGAUGAAGUAUAUCCGUCUAAGAGAGUUGUUGGCUAUGUUUUGAACAUACUUUGUUUAGUCUGUUCAACUCCGGGAAAACCACAUUUUCAAGAACUUGAAAAGUGCUUAAAGAACAAGAAUAUGACUUGUGAUAAAACAGGUGAACGUAUAGCGAUGUCAACAGCUAAUGUACAGAAUCUAUUUGUAGCAGAUUCGCCUGUUGAUAACAAAAGAAAAAUAUCAGACUCAGACCAACUUGUAGUGAAAAAGCUCAAGACUUGUGAUAAAACAGACAAAGAAAUAGAAUAUGCAGAAGGUGGUUCUGUUGUACACCCAGUACAGUCGACUGAGCUCAUGACCUCUGAUAAAACAGGUCAACAAGUGACAAUGGAAACAGAUGAUGUACAUAAUAAAUGUGCAGAAGCAUUGUCUGAUUUCAAUGUACUUAAAGCCAUUGUUUCAAGUUGGUAUGACAAUCUGCAAAGUCUUCCUAUGCUGAAAGUGUUGUUCAAAGACAAGGUAGAAAAUGAAGAGCAAUCAAAAGUAACGGACACAAUGGGAUUGUUGAAUAUAUUAUCUGCACGUGGUGAUCUGAGUCCACAGAAUCUUGGACUCCUGUGUGAUACUAUUAGCGUAACCAAACAGUUUGGUGUUUUAUCGAAGAUUAAACAAAAACUGCCAUCAUUCCCAGAUGUUGAGGAAGAAACCAUUUCAAAAACAUUCACAUCUCACAGACAAAAGCUAAUGAAAUUUGGAAUGGUACUGACCCCAGCUGAUGUGAAGCAGAUCGAUGGGUUGUAUAAUACGCCUCGUAAGGACUACGCAGACGUCUGGAGUAUGAUCACCGAUCUGGAAAACAGACUGAUAAUCAGUGAAGGAAAUAUGAAGGAGUUCAUUGAUUCCCUGGAAAUCGUUAAUCUCAGUCUGGCAAUAAACGCACUCACACCAUGAAGGUCUGUAUGUCUAAUCUACAGUUUGGACCGUCAGCUGUGCCCCUUCUCAGUUAUUGUAGACUUCUGUUGUUACCAGAAGAAAACUUUAGACCAAGUACAAUCCAACGAGCUCAUGACCUGUGACUCAUGAACAAAUAGCAACGGAAAUAGAUGACGUACCUUACAUAAUGUGUAGAAGACUUCUGUUGUUACCAGAAGAAAACUUUAGACCAAGUACAAUCCAACGAGCUCAUGACCUGUGACUCAUGAACAAAUAGCAACGGAAAUAGAUGACGUACCUUACAUAAUGUGUAGAAGGAACAAGGGAUUUCCAGGUUAUGUUGAUACAAGUAUCAAACUGGUACGAUAAACACGAAUCGACAAACAUGCUGAAAUUAUUGUACAAAGAUAAUUGAACAUUGCCGCUGAUCUUCUACGAUCCACGACCACGUUUGACUUCAAUUUAUUGAACCGCAAUUAAAGUCUUAAACCGAUCGACCUUAAAAUCCUAGUGCGAUUAUUGAUACCGGAAAGUGUUAUGGAAGGGAAAGUCAGUGAUCUACUGUGUAAUGCAUUUUACGAAUUCAAUGGGACGUCAUUCUAAAUUCAUAGACAGGAUCAGAUCAAACUCGGUUGAGUAAUAUCGCAAGAUGAGGUUAAGACACUGGGUAGUCUCUACUAUUUACCGCCGAGUCAAUAACAAGACCAGUGGACUCUGAUAUUGAAUUUGGGGAAAAAUGAGAGUAAUACGUAGAAUCAAAUGAUUCAUUGAUGAUCUGAAGAACAUUGGACAGAACCAAGCAACUACAGAAUUAGAAAAAGAAGAAGAAUCUAUGACGACAUCCAUGAUGACAUCAUAGACGACUGAAUGAAUGAAAAAGCGAAAUGUACAUCUCAUGAGCAGGAAAGGAGAUGAAAAUUGAACCAAGCUCAGAACCAUUCAAUAAUAAUUGGACAAAACAAACUGCUAUUAACUAUUGUUAUAUUAUUGUACAUUUGUAUAUUUACUGUUAAAAUUAUUAAUCGAAAAAUUGAUCAUGCUUGACAAAUAUCUCAAUAUGUUGGUCAUGUAUUAUAGGAUACAUACAUAUAUAUAUUCAAUAAAAUAACAAACAAGAUGGAUAAUUUGCCUCAAGUGAUAUAUAUAUAUAUAUAUAUAUAUAUAUAUAUAUAUAUAUAUAUGUAACAGGUAUGCUUAUUAUACCCUAUACCAUUAAGUAUUUAGUCUGCUGAAUCUGACCUUCUACCAGUGGGCAACCUUGUGUGACCCAUUAGAUUAAGACUUUGGAUAAUAAAUAACCACACUAAAACAGAUGAGUCAAGGCAUCACCUCAUCCAAGUGGCGGGAAAAGGUUAAUGAAUAUUUAGUAUAUAAUGUUACAGAACGGUCCAGUUCAUAAAUGGACAAGGGAUAUUGUCUCUUCAUGGUUUCUAUUAUAAUUUCAUUUUUACAAUUAAUUUAAGCUUUAAAAUACUCAUGUUACCUGUAUAAGCUUGAUAUAUGACAUACAACAUUGUUCUGGGUACUGAUCAAUAUAGCAAAUGUAGAUACCAUCAGUUGGUAUUAAUUGUCAUGGUUACCCAAUUGAGAAUGAAUGACACUUACCAGUGCCUAGCCCAGGGCGAAGGUUUUCAUCUCCUUCCGACUGGUCACUAGGUAAGCAUCUAUGUUUUUAUUUCUCUUGAUUUUUGUUAAUAUUACAUAGUACUAGAUUAUUCGUAAUUCUUAAGUUAAAUGGUUGGAUAUAUUGUAAUCACCAUUCUGUGAGUAAUAAGUUCGGUUUUCAACAAUCUCAAUAAUAAUAGUUACUAGUAUUGACGAUUGAUUUUAGGUUAAUAUGUUAAACGUUAUGCUAGACACAACGCAAUGGUACUUUAGAUUAUGAUCAAUAUGUUAUGCAAUUGUCACCAAGACAAUUUACUUUAAAUGUUAUGAUUUUUAAUCAUAAGUUGUAUUUAAAAGAUGUACGUUAUCGAUAAUAUUACAAUCGCUAAUAUUGAAUAUCGAUGAAAAUACUAACACAGUAUUUUUUAUAUCUCCUUCCGACUGGUCACUAGAUCAAUAAAAGUAUUUCAACAUCCACCAACUGAGAACGGCCUCUGUUGAUUUUUAUUGUGUCUGUGCCAGCGCUGCAGCUUUGGAUUUACUACGCGAUACGACUACGAGCUAGUACGAACCUGUCACAUAUAUAUAUAUAUACACUGUAUUGUUAUCUAUGUUCCCAGUGCAAGCAACAACUUGAUUUGAAUAUUUUUUUCUAUGAUUUAUCAGCUGCUACUAAGCUAUUACAUAUCUUAAAAAUUGGCUAGCCUAAGUGUGAACCUUUAAGUGGUAUGGAAAGAUUUUUAAUUGUAAUUAAUUAAUUUUAAUUAAUUAAUUUUAAUUUUAAUUAAACAACUUGAUUUCUUGCUUCGAACAAGGUAUCCAUUCGUAGAAGUCUUAUCCAAGUGAAUAUAAAAGGGUCGGGGACCAGCACAUAUCUUUGAAUUUAAAUUGGCAAAGGUAGAAGUAUAUUAAAUACAAACACAAUGUACCAUAUACAUAAUACUGUAGGCAUUUAAAACGUAAAAGAGCGUAAUUUAAAAGUAAAUUUAAUGAAUGUAUGAUGUAAUAAGUAAUAUGUUAAUUAUAAGAACGCAAAAAAUAGGAAGAAUAGGAAAGAAACUUGGAGCGGCUGAAAUAUUUACCGAAAACAAACAAUAAUAAUAAUGUCACCUUUCAAAAGCAGAACCAGUUUAUAAAUAUCGAAUAAAGAGUAUUGUCUAGUAUUA
Messenger RNA from Anneissia japonica, 5354 nucleotides. RefSeq lists its product as uncharacterized. Bases 166 to 2601 code for a protein of 811 amino acids. Lineage: Eukaryota; Metazoa; Echinodermata; Crinoidea; Comatulida; Comatulidae. The transcript has 17 exons. The record is from RefSeq and is a predicted model, not a curated record. Gene Ontology annotation, molecular function: protein binding. Gene Ontology annotation, biological process: regulation of apoptotic process.